CAGAGUAGAGCGGAACAUGCCUUCACCAUCCUGGUUCUCUUAAUACAUUCAUGGGAAAAUACUUGCCUACCGUUUAUCUCUAAUUUUCGUUUAUAUAAAUUAGAUUUGCUGUUUUUAACCGUCAAACAUAAAUACAGUGGGUUUGUUUGUUUGCUCACGAAUGGAAAGUGUGCCUUGCCUUCGUGUGUCGCAGUGUCAUGCACAGCAGUUCAGGACAUGUCUUCAGUCCAAAGGGGCUCUUGAUCCGAGUUUGUGUUUACUGAAAGACUCAGAUGGGACAGUCCUCUUGCCCAUUUUACCAUCCUGUCUUUCACAACUUGAUCUGCAAUCUCUCAGAACCAUGGUGGCUUCAGACGGUGCUUGUGAAAUAGUUAGGAGUCAGUCUCCUCUGCUGUCGAAGAAGAGAGGAAGAACACGUGGUAAUAAACUGGAGGAAAUCCUCCAGGAGCUGUUGGAAUCUCAUGGUGAAAGAUGGACAGAGGAGCUGAGGGGGGAUCUCCCUCGCAGCUUCCAGAGACAUGAAGACCUAUUCCUGUUUGGAGACAACUGCUUCUCUCUGCCAUUAUGGAAGAAAAUGGGUCCACAGCUAUGGAGUGCAGUGGCCAAAGGACUGGGGGCAAAGCGGCUGGCAAAGAUGAGUCAAAUAUCCAGGGAUGGAUUUAGGUCUCCCGUGGUGACCAUGCUGUUAGGAGAGGACAGCUGGGUCAAACAUGUGGACAAUCGGAUUAGGUAUGAGUUUGAUAUAACCCAAUGCAUGUUCUCAGCUGGAAACAUAACAGAGAAGCUGCGGGUGGCUGGAUUUGACUGCAGAGGGGAGACUGUGGUGGAUUUGUAUGCAGGUAUUGGAUACUUCACUCUCCCAUAUCUGGUCCAUGCGGGGGCCAGUCAUCUUCACGCCUGUGAGUGGAACCCUGACGCAGUUGAAACGUUACAGAAAAACCUUGUGGCAAACGGGGUGUCUGACCGCUGCACUGUUCACCAAGGAGACAACCGACAACUCCAGCUGUGUGACAUUGCUGACCGAGUGAACCUGGGUCUCAUACCGAGCUCUGAGGACGGCUGGCCUGUUGCCUGUCGACUGCUGAAGAGAACAACUGGUGGCAUUUUGCACAUUCACCAGAACGUUACCUCAGUGUUACCGAACACUGCAGCCAUCCCAGCAAUCAAUGAUGCCACCCAGAGGGUUUCUGGGAAGAAAGCUGACAGAGAGGUGUGGCAGGCCUGGGCUGAUGACACAGCAAACCGCAUUGCUUCUCUUUUAAAAGACAUCACUGGGACACGGUGGAUAACAAACAACCAGCACAUAGAACAUGUGAAGUCAUAUGCACCUCAUGUUCACCAUAUUGUGCUGGACUUGGAGUGCAGACCAUCCUGAGCUGAGGAGAUAAACACAGAUGUGGACCCUAUGGCAUUCUUCAUUUGAAUGUGCUGCAGUCUAGAGAAGAAAUAGGCACAGUUCAGAUGUUUCCAGUGCAACCAAACACUACACCAGUUGGUCUAUAUGAUUAUUUAAUUUGUCAGGUAUAUGGUAAUCAGCUGCAGUGUUUUUUAUAAACCUUUAUUUAUCCAGGGCAGGGUCACUGUUUACAAAUACUGUUUUGUUUUUUUAGAAAGGCUAUGCCUCAUACUCAUACUGUACAAAUAUAAUCCCAUCUGGAAGCUGCCAAGCCAUACUAAAUCCACAGCCUUAUCUGUUGGAAAGGUUUAGACUGGGGCAUGACUCGCAUCAGUGUGCUGGUAUUACAGAAACACUCAAACCUAUAAAAAUCCAAGAAAUUUGAAUAGGACAUUGAUA
Sander lucioperca (pikeperch) is the source of this 1795-nucleotide messenger RNA. RefSeq names its product tRNA methyltransferase 12 homolog (gene tyw2). The record is from RefSeq and is a predicted model, not a curated record. The transcript has 7 exons. Bases 161 to 1375 code for a protein of 404 amino acids. Gene Ontology annotation, molecular function: tRNA methyltransferase activity. Gene Ontology annotation, cellular component: cytoplasm. Lineage: Eukaryota; Metazoa; Chordata; Actinopteri; Perciformes; Percidae. Gene Ontology annotation, biological process: tRNA methylation.